AUGCAGCUGAGCAUGGACCUGCUGAUGAAGUGUUUUGCUAAUUCCACUGACACGGCUCACCUUGACACUCGUGUGCUACACUCGGAUUAUCCUGCGUGGAACAGGCCAGCCACUGAGAUGCCGGUGAUAAACAUAGACGACCUGACGGACAAGGACAAGGCUUUGAUGGAGGUGAAUCAGCUCAAAACAGAAAUCAAGCUGGAGAGAUGGAAGACGUCCAUAUGCUGUGAGGAAAUCCGCGACUACAUCCAGGCGCAGGUGGACGAGGACACGCUGGUGAAAGGCAUCGCUGAGGACAAAAACCCGUUCAAGGAGAAGGGCGGCUGCAUCAUCUGCUGA
Knipowitschia caucasica is the source of this 339-nucleotide messenger RNA. The record is from the annotation of a GenBank genome assembly. Lineage: Eukaryota; Metazoa; Chordata; Actinopteri; Gobiiformes; Gobiidae.